Molecule: messenger RNA, 1755 nt
Organism: Zygosaccharomyces rouxii
Lineage: Eukaryota; Fungi; Ascomycota; Saccharomycetes; Saccharomycetales; Saccharomycetaceae
Gene: MDM34
Product: ERMES complex subunit MDM34
Exons: 1
Coding region: 1-1755 (584 amino acids)
Biological process (GO): mitochondrion organization; phospholipid transport
Cellular component (GO): ERMES complex
Molecular function (GO): lipid binding
Source: RefSeq, a predicted model, not a curated record
AUGUCAUUUCGAUUUAAUUCCCAAGCUUUUGAAGACAACUCAUUUAAUGAAAAGAUCAGAGAGAAAUUAACGCAGGCGUUGAAUUCGUCCUCCAGUGAUUCGAGAUCACCGAAGGUUACCAAAACUACUAUGGGUGAGGGCAGUACGUCAAAAAAGGAUAGUGGAUCUGGAGGUAAAUCAAGAAAAUUUGACAUUUUAAAAAGUGGGAUUACCGUAAGUAAAGUUAACUUCCCUACUACCCCUCAGCUGGAAAUAUUAGACCUGGACAUUAGCGCACAACCAAGGUCACUCGUAAAGGGAAUAUGCAAAAUUUCAUGCAAAGAUGCAAUGUUACAAAUCCAAACUGAGGUGGAGGCUAAUCUUUUAUUGGUUUAUUCAGAAUGCUCACCAUCUUUUGCUACACCAAACAUGAUUUGUAACGAUUCAUUUACCAUCCCUAUUACUAUGGUUUUCAGUGAAAUCAGGUUGGAAGCCAUAACGAAUAUCUUUGUCAAACAUUCUGGAAUCGGUAUUUCCUUUAACGAUGUUAAUUUAGAUUUUAAAUUUGAUUGUUCUAUGAAGAUUUUACAAUCGACGAUUGAAAGAAGGUUGAAAAAUUCUAUGCACCAUUUGUUUAAAGAGGUUCUACCCAGCGUCAUCUUUAGUAUGUCACAAUCACUAUUUCUUUCAGAAGCCGCUAGAAACCAAGAGAUGCAUAAUGAAUCGCGGGGCGAUUCUCGGCCCUCUCCUAGAGUUGUCUUAGAGGAAUCGGACCUACAGGAAUUGUCUCCUGCGAACAUGUUGAGACUGUCCACACUGAUAUCCUCAAGGCAGACCUUAUCGCUGCAUGGGACGGUGCUGAAUGUACCUUCCACGAUUCCUGGUUGUCUAGAGAGGCAGAAUUUACAUCGUUUCAAUUCUAGAAUCCCGUCAUUAUCCAAUUAUUAUGCAUCUUACAAAGAAGAAGAAAAGAGUCGACAAGUGGAAGUUAAGAAAAGUGUAGGCUCGUCUGUGCCGCUACCACAUACUUCGUUUGCUGCGAACCCUAAUUUACUACCAGUAAGAACCUUACAAGAAGGCGCCUACGAUUUGCCAACAAUUACAGGAAUACAGAAUCGAAUCUUUGAAAGAAGUACUGAUGAGAAUGAACGUCCAAGAAGAAGAAAACUUAAAAUCAAAAUGUCAGGGCGCAAGCAGCAACCACAAGCACCCAAAGAGGAGGAACCAAAACAGGCAGAGCAACAGCCUGAAACCGAACCACAACAACAGCGGUUAUUACCUACACCCGAAAUACCCUCUCGUGAACAAGCUUCUACGCCUGUGGAUAUUGAUCCCACUGUAUCGACGCCAGAUAGUCCUGAUACCGAAAUAACAUCACCAAAACCCUUAAGCAUCAGAAAUCCAAUUUUAUCGGAUGUGGAAAAAAUGGAUUCCGAAGAUGCAUCUGCUAAAUCAUUCGUAGCACCGCUCAAGCUACCAGUUAGUAUUACCUCAAAAUAUUUCAACUAUCCAGCCGAUCACAUAUCGGCACAGACUCCAAGAAGGUAUUCACCACAGAGAAUCAAUUGGGAAGAUGCACUUUUUAAUACUUCGGAAUUGUCUAAUUUGAGAACAUCUCUUUACUCCCCCAUUGCUAGGGGCUCACUGCUAAAUCCUACAAAAGAACGUCCAGAUCGUGGUAGAAUAUUGGAUAACAGACGUCUAAGUUUCGUCGGGCUAAAUUUCAAAGGUGGCAAAUGGGGUGAUGACGAUGACCCACCUCCUUACAGCGGCUGA